AAUCAGUCAAGUUGAGCCCUCCACCUUCUUUGGUGUAUUUCGCUGCCGUGAAAUCGACAUCGCAGCUCAUUCUUCUCCCACAGAUGAACCGUGGUAGAGUUACACGUGAGAGUGAUGGCAUUACUGGUGACGGUGUGACGUGGUCACUCCUCCCAGUUCCCCGUCCUCCACCGUCCCGCACUCUUCGAAAUCGACCUCGACAACGCGAUAGGGCUACUGAAAUGCAGCAGAAUCCAAUGGGGUUAUCCAUGCGAUACUAGCGUUAGAAGGAAACACCUGAUCUGACAUCGGUUGUCGUUAAUUGAGACAGGAGGACAUGGAUCGACCCCUGUGGCCUUGGUCACUUCUCACCUGCUCCUCCAAUGGACGCGUCAGCUGAAAAUGCCGCUUCGAAUCGUGUUUUCCGACGCACGCUGAGUCCAAAUGAGCUGUCGUACUUUCUUCCCAGUCGUGCCAGUGGAUUGAACGAUAUGUUUACGCAAGUCAUCAUCCACGCGCCGCCAGCACCGAUGUCGCCCCGCCGUGUCCACAUCGCUUGGACCAUCACGCGGCUGCGAUACACUCUUCUGUCAUGCCGGGUAGAGAUGCCGCCUGGGCGAUACGACCAGGCUGAGUUUGUAUACACGCCCCCGCCCAGUCCGUCGUCAGCCCUCCACGAAGCAACAUCGUCUCUACGCAUCCGGGACGACAUCCGUGGUCACCAGCUUAUCGCCGACUUCCUCAACGGCCCGCGCACGCUGUCCUCAGACUGCCUCGCGCGUCUGGAUCUCGUGCGGCACGGCGAGGUCGAGUCGGGGAAACACGAAUACCACAUCAUGUUCUCGUGUCUGCACAUGAUAGGUGACCUGCUGGGCGUGCAGCAGAUGAUGGAUGGGAUGUUUCGGCUUCUGGGUGGAGCGGGGACCACGGACGACGAGCUGCAGAUGUUGCUGGAACGUGAGUGGGAUGUGCGCUGGCGCGCAGGGGGGAUCGCUGUUGCGACGGAAGCCCGGAUAGCUGGGCUCGGGAUGGGAAAGCUGGCGGCUGCCGCAUGGAAGGUGGAUUACCUGAAUGUGCAGCGGCGAUCUAUUGGUGCUCAUGUGUUCCCGCGGAUCAAGGCUCCACGGACGAAUAUUCGACUCAUCCAGAUCCGAUUCAGCCACGCACAGACUGCUGAGAUAUUCAAGAACUGCAAAGCAAAUGGGACCACCGCUCAAAAUGUCUUUUUCGCCCUGUGCAACUGGGCGUGGAUCCGGCUUUGUGCAGCGCAUCCAGAAAUCGGGGCGGACCGCACGCUGCCGAUGCUCAUGUACACUGCCGUCAGCCUGCGGCGGCACCUGACUUCGGACGUCGAUCUGUCGCUGGCGCUCGACUACACGAACGUCGUGCUGCCAUCGUUCAUGCCACGGAACAUCGACGAACGGAGAAUCCUGUGGGAAAGGGCGCGGUCUGCCCAGAAACAAGUGGCCAGAUAUGCGCGGAGUCCGUAUCUGCUGCAACGAUCCUUGCUCUCAACUGCAGCCCGGGCUCAGAAAGCCAAGAUGUGGGCGAGGAUAGACGAUGGAUUAGAGCUGCCGUCGGUGAUCAAGCAGAAGGCUGUAUCGCCCCCCUCGCUCGCUCUUCUCGGGGUCACGCACGCUGGUGAUGUGGGCCUUACCUAUCGGCCUCAUCUUUAUCCCGAACUACGUAUCCAGACCGGGACUGGCGGGUCCCGCAAAGGACCCGGUGGACUGCUACUCGGGACUCGACUGUUCUUUGGGAGGUUCCUGAUGAGUAUGAAUUGGGACGAUGCCUGUGUCCCAUCGGGCCUCAUGAUGGAGUUUUGGAGCCAUGUCGUGGAUGGAAUGCACAGUCUGGUCAUGCAGGAUGAGAGCUUGGGACGCGGGGAACCGGUGGACUGGGUUUCUGGGGCUGGGGUGGUUGGACGGAGCAAGCUUUGAGCGGCCUCACCGAAUGCAAAGUGUCUAGAGAUUCUUUUUGUCGAACAAGCCAUUCUGUGCCCGAUGAUCCCCAGACUCUUGACAUCUGCUGCCAUGUCCGAAAAAUGCAACUGAUGUCUCUCGGCUGUGCACCCUGGCCACUGCCACCGGUGUCAGGGAUGCUUCACCACCUGUUAUGGCAAAAGCAGAUGUUUGGACAGAGCACAUCCUCUUCGCACCUACACUGUUUGAUACAAGGUGGGUAAGACGUCCUUCUUGGAGAAUCCUGACUGAGACCAAUGCGGACUAUCGCUUCGGUCGAUUUGCCGGUGCUCAAGACGAGACGGCUCUUCUGGCCUAUACAUUGGGUUGAUCAGAUUGUAGCGAACUCGGCCGAACAAAAUUGCACAGCUGGUGCGUGGAGUGGCAGAUAUUGGAGGACAUCGAAGGAUUGUGUGAGUGAUUGACUCAGACAUACUAAUCGGAAGGCUGCACGUCGAGUGGAAGACUAUGCUUGGUUUGUCCAGAGUCUCGAUUCAUUUGAAUCGGAGCAGCCUGCUUCCACAAAACCCUUCGCUUCAUCGCGGUGCUCGGUGCUUCGGGCGCUCGACAUCAUUUGCCCUCGUGUGAAGAGGAGAUCAAGCGUCGCAGCGCGUGCUUAAAGAACUGCCAGAAGGUGUUAUAUCCAGGACACAUCGUCUCAUGCGAUCCUGAAUGAAGCAUUACCAGUGCAAAUCAUUCCCAUGCUGCAACGCGCUACGGGAAGAUUCCACAGGAUUCACAGACUGCGCUGAGUUGAACGAGCGGGCGGUAGAACAGAGCUGUGGGCGAUUCUCCGAUGUGUGCUCUCCGGUUGCGUGAAGGCUCGCGUAGUCCGCCAACGGUAGAUGUCACAUACACUCUUCACCAAGAUCGACAAGCGACUGGGAACGUCAAUAAGCAGGAUGCGCUUAGUCAAUGUUCCAUCGUUUGUGCAACAUGACAGGAAUAUCAUAUUGUCGAUCCUUCCACAGCAGGGCCAUCACGUCUUGGUUGUGUAGAGAAGGCUCAGACAGUAAUUCAGGACAUGGUGGUUCCGCUGUGUAGCGUAGUCGGCUGCGACAACCUAUGCGAACGAAGUGAACGGAGAAGCAGUUCCUACCUUUCUCACACUACUUGGCGCUGCGCCAAUCCUCUUUAAAGUCAUCUCAAGUGACUUGGCUGCAACUCGGAUUCUUAGCAUACACUAGCGAGAAAGAAGACUAGUUUCUGAGCGCGACGCAUCCAUCGUAUCCUUAGCAUCCGCUGCUCUCACUCGGGGUUUCUGACCGCCCAUCAGCGUAUGUUGAAAUUUAUCCAGGACCUCAAGCAAAUAUUCGAUAAGAAAUAGGAAGAGUAAAUCGUACCCUGAAUCUUCCAAUUCCGAGUCGACCACGAAUUCGGCAACUGAGAGUCGCAAACUGAGUACCAAGACCUGAACCACGUCUAUAGUUGGGUUCUCGACGGGGGGAAGCUCAAUACGCUUGUUCCACAUGGUUUCUGCAUACGAGGGAGACUAUACUCCUCCGUGCUGCGGCGCUUCUGCCCGGAGCUUAAAGUGAGGCGAAAUGUCGAAGAGGAUCGGAAGUCCGCUUGAGAAUCCAGAUCGCUUGCCG
Mycena citricolor is the source of this 3532-nucleotide messenger RNA. NCBI's taxonomy places the organism in Eukaryota, Fungi, Basidiomycota, Agaricomycetes, Agaricales, Mycenaceae. The record is from the annotation of a GenBank genome assembly.